UGAAAUUUCGGAACAGAUUCCACAAACCAGACCAGACGACCACGCAAUCGGAAGGUCUAAAGACUAAAAACGGACGAUUCCGCCGAUAACAGAUUCUCUUUCUCCGGCCUCUGAAUCUGUAACCCGACCCAUCUCUGCUGCAUCCAGCAUCAUCACAUCUCAUUCAAAAGCAAUCACCCACUUUCAAGUUCCAAACUUCAAAAAAACCCAAUUCAUGAUCUAAUCUAAACAAGCGAUCAAUCUGGAGGAGGAGGAAGAAGAAGAUGGCUACUGAGAGGCACGGUCAUCCGGCUUCCACUUCUCGUGAAGACGACGCGCUGUUCCUAGACAUACUCCACGAAGCUCCUUUGUUCGGCCAUCGCAAAUCCAGAAGUCUCGUCGGCGCAAUUCUCUACUCCCUUCUACUGGCAAGUUCAACCGCGAUCUUAUCUCUCAAUUUUCCUCUCUUCUUUUGGCAGGUUAUGCUGUUCUUGGCGCUGCUGCUCCCUACGUCUUCUACUCUAUCAAGAAUUGGGUUCCUUCAUUGCUUUGCAGUUGUGAUGUUGUUCUCCUCGUCCUCACAGGUAUCUUCCAGCAAUAUUUUGUUUCGCAAGUCCAGAAAAUACGGCUUCAGGGUUACUAUAGUUUCAGCCAGAAAUUGAAACAUAUUGUCCGCCUGCCAUUUGCUAUCACUGCUUAUGGAACUGGAUUGAUGGUGCUGAUCAUUGUAUGGGAUCCUCAAAUUAAAUUUCUUACUAUCCCUGCUUUACUGAGAAUUAUCAUGUUGGCUGAAGCAGUAUGUGCUGCAUCCUUUAUGAGUGUUUAUAUUGGCUAUUUACAUCAGUACAAUUCGAUAAACUCUCAGCCCGACAUUUUGAAGUCGUUGUAUUCUCCACUUCAACAAUCAAGCCCUUUAGAAGGUUUGAGGUACCAAGAAGGUGGUAGACUUUCCGAUCAGCAAAUGGCUCUGUUGCAAUAUCAACGUGAGAAUCUCCAUUUUUUGAGUGAAGAGGUUCUACGCUUGCAAGAAUGUUUAAGCAAAUACGAACGAUCUAGCGAUGGCAGCACACCUCAGGUUGAUGUUGCGCAUUUGUUGGGUGCUCGUGAACAGGAGUUAAGGACGCUUACUGCCGAGAUGAAUCAAUUACAGUCUGAGCUAAGGCUUGCUCGGUCUGUGAUAGCUGACAGGGAGUCUGAAUUCCAGAGGGUACGAGCUGCAAAUAAUCAGUAUGUGGAAGAGAACGAGCGCCUGAGAGCUAUAUUAGGGGAAUGGAGUACUCGUGCUGCCAAGCUCGAGCGAGCUCUGGAGGCCGAGCGGAUGUCCAACCUUGAAUUGCAAAAGAAGCUUUCAUCAUCUCCGAGAAACCAUUCGAGUCAGCAUGGUGCAUAGCAUGACUCGUUACUCCGAACGAACGAGCAUCGGAACGUGAUGAACUUGAUAUGUGGUUUACAGAACUAAAAACACUUACCUGUACAUGACCAAGCAUUGCUUAUGCAUUCGCCCGAUGACUAAUUGUUUGUUCAGUGCAAUUACUCGUUACUGGAGAUGCACCCUCUCGAGAUAGGGUUCCUAGUACAAACAUCAAACUGAAGCUUGGAACAUUGAAAUGUGGCUUUACAAUCGGGAUACGUUGUUUUCCUCAUAAAAAAAUAGGCUUCAUGGAUUUGGAAAUGAAUAUUCCACAUCGUUUGGUAUGUCAUAUUCAAAUCAAUUCAUUUUCAAACGAAUU
Molecule: messenger RNA, 1709 nt
Organism: Linum tenue
Lineage: Eukaryota; Viridiplantae; Streptophyta; Magnoliopsida; Malpighiales; Linaceae
Source: the annotation of a GenBank genome assembly